AUGGAGACAGUCUUUAAUGUGGAUCGCGCCUCCGGUUUAAAGGAAGGCAAUGAUACACAGCAUACAAAUGAGGUACUUGAGAGUAAUUUUUUAUCGAACACAAACGAUGCGUUGUACGCCAAGGUAAAUAAUGAGGGAGACGGAGAGGAAGAGGAGCCACUUGCAAAGGGUCUGCAGAAUACAGUUGGUUCCACACCAUAUCGCGUAUCUUGGUACAACUAUGAAUCGGUUAGCCCUGCGAAGCGCUUUACGUAUUGGGCAUACAGGCGACUGCGACAGCUGCCGCCAGAAUGGCAGGAAUAUUAUCGCCGCAUGCUCUACCAGGAAUUGAGUGCGGCACGUUAUGUAAACCAGACAUGGGAUUGCUUCAUGAUGGUUGUGGAUGGCUACCGGAAGGCGAAGUGGGUUCUUAAGAAGUAUGGGAUUCCUGUUGAUGAGAGUCUCAUCCCAAAACCCUACAAUAAUUUUUGGGAAGAGACUACGCAUGAGGAGCGCGUGUGGGCCCAUCGACGCUCGCAUCAGAUGAAGGAGCUUCAGGCUCUUCAGCGGGAUGAAGACGAGCUUGUCUUCGGGGCGAACAUGAUGGAUCGACGAGAGGUGUCGUACGGUUCCCUUAAAAAUUUACAGACUGGCAUGCAGGGGGGGACACCAGUGCACGCGCAUGACCUCCCGGCUCCUUGUGAAGCGGAUGUGAAAAUGUCACCACAUGCUGAAGAGAUGAGCAGUGCACUAAUGUCGAGUAUUGAAGAUGACAAGCUUUGGAAUCCCGUCUUGCGUUCGCGUCUCCACACCCGGCGCCUGCGGGAGGAGACGGAGUUGUAUGCGUUUGAGGACGAAGAGGAAGAUGAUGACUCCAAGUCUUGA
Trypanosoma grayi is the source of this 864-nucleotide messenger RNA. RefSeq lists its product as hypothetical. NCBI's taxonomy places the organism in Eukaryota, Euglenozoa, Kinetoplastea, Trypanosomatida, Trypanosomatidae. The record is from RefSeq and is a predicted model, not a curated record. The coding region runs from base 1 to 864 and encodes 287 amino acids. The transcript has a single exon.